Molecule: messenger RNA, 4821 nt
Organism: Oryzias latipes (Japanese medaka)
Lineage: Eukaryota; Metazoa; Chordata; Actinopteri; Beloniformes; Adrianichthyidae
Source: RefSeq, a predicted model, not a curated record
UCCACAAGCUCUGAAACCACAACAGUUGCAGCAGAAAUGUCCACACCACCAGAAACCACAACAGUUGCAGCAUCAACCUCUACUACUCAAGCAACCACAACUGCUGCUACGGCACCUGCAACUUCGUCAACCUCCACAAAUUCUGAAACCACAACAGUUGCAGCAUCAACCACUACAACACCUGAAACCUCAACAGUUGCAGCAUCAACCUCCAUAAGCUCUCAAACCACAACAAUUGCACCAUCAACCUCCACAACACCAGAAACUGCAACAGUUGCACCAUCAACCUCUGCAAUUUCUGAAACCUCAACAGUUGCAGCAUCAACCUCUACUACACCAGGAACCACAACAGUUGCAGUAUCAACCUCAACAACACCAGAAACCUCAGUUGAACCAUCAACUUCCACAACACCAGAAACCACAACAGUUGCAGCAUCAACCUCCACAAGCUCUGAAACCACAACAGUUGCUGCAUCAACUUCCAAUACACCAGAAACCACAACAGUUGCAGCAGCAACGUCCACAAGCUCUGAAACCACAACAGUUGCCGCAUCAACCUCUACAACACCAGGAACCACAACAGUUGCAGCAUCAACCUCCACAAGCUCUGAAACCACAACAGUUGCCGCAUCAACCUCUACAACACCAGGAACCACAACAGUUGCAGCAGCAAUGUCCACAAGCACUGAAACCACAACAGUUGCAGUGUCAACCUCUACAACACCAGGAACCACAACAGUUGCUGCAUCAACAUCCACGACACCUGAAACCACAACAGUUGCAGCAUCAACCUCCACAAGCUCAGAAACAUCAACAGUUGCAGCAUUAACAUCCACGACACCUGAAACCACAACAGUUGCAGCAUCAACCUCCACAAGCUCAGAAACAUCAACAGUUGCAGCAUUAACAUCCACGACACCUGAAACCACAACAGUUGCAGCAUCAACCUCCACAAGCUCAGAAACAUCAACAGUUGCAGCAUUAACAUCCACGACACCUGAAACAACAACAGUUGCAGCAUCAACCUCCACAAGCUCUGAAACCACAACAGUUGCAGCAUCAACCUCCAACACGUUUGAAACCUCAACCGUUGCAGCAUCAACCUUCACAAUCCCAGAAGCCACAACAGUUGCAGCAUCAACCUCCAACACGUUUGAAACCUUUACAGUUGCACCAUCAUCUUCCACAACACCAGAAACCACAACAGUUGCAGCAUCAACCUCCACAAGCUCUGAAACCACAAAAGUUGCCGCAUCAACCUCUACAACACCAGGAACCACAACAGUUGCAGCAGUAACGUCCACAAGCACUGAAACCACAACAGUUGCAGCAUCAACCUCUACAACACCAGGAACCACAACAGUUGCAGUAUCAACCUCUACAACACCAGAAACCACAACAGUUGCAGCAUCAACCUCCACAAGCUCUGAAACCACAACAGUUGCAGCAUCAACCUCCACAAUACCAGAAACAUCAACAAUUGCAGCGUUAAGAUCCACGACACCUGAAACCACAACAGUUGCAGCAUCAACCUCCACAAGCUCUGAAACCACAACAGUUGCAGCAUCAACCUCCACAACACCAGAAACCACAACAGUUGCAGCAUCAACCUCCAAGACACCUGAAACAACAACAAUUGCAGCAUCAACAUCCACGACACCUGAAACAUCAACAGUUGCAGCAUCAACCUCCACAAGCUCUGAAACCACAACAGUUGCAGCAUCAACCUCCACAAUACCAGAAACAUCAACAGUUGCACUAUCAACAUCCACAAAACCAGAAACGUCAACAGUUGAACCAUCAACUCCCACGACACCUGAAACAACAACAAUUGCAGCAUCAACAUCCACGACACCUGAAACAUCAACAGUUGCAGCAUCAACCUCCACAACACCAGAAACAACAACAGGUGCAGCAUCAACCUUCACAAGCUCUGAAACUACAACAGUUGCACCAUCAACCUCCACAACACCAGAAACUACAACAGUUGCUGCAUCGACUUAUGUCAUCUCUGAGGCCACAACAGUUGCCAGAUCAACUGCCGACAUCUCAGAAGCAACAACGGUUGCCGGAUCAACUUCCCCUAUUUCUGCAACAUCAACUGCUGCAGCAUCAACUUUUACUAUCUCUGAAGCAACAAUAGUUGCAACAUCAAACUCUACCAGCGCUGAAACCACAACAGUUGCCACAUCAACCUCCACAAGCUCUGGAACCACAACGGUUAUCGCAUCAACUUUCGCUAUCUCUGAAGCCACCACAGUUGCCAUUUCCACAUUCACAAGCUCUAACCCUACAACAGUCGCCACAUCAACUUCUGCUGUCUCUGAAGCAACAACAGUUGCUUCAUCGACUUCUGUCAGCUCUGAAGCCACAACAAUUGCCGGAUCAACUUCCACUACCUCUGAAGCAACAACAAUUGGCGGAUCAACUGCCACCAUCUCUGAAUCAACAACAGUUGCCGGAUCAACUCCCGCCAUCUCUGAAGCAACAACAGUUGACGGAUCAACCUCCACCAUCUCUGAAGCAACAACAGUUGCAGCAUCAACUUCUACUGACUAUGAAGCAACAACAGUUGCAGCAUCGACGUCUGUCAUGUUUGAAGCCACAACAGUUGCCGCAUCAACCCCGACAUCAUCAACUGCUGCCGCAAUGACCUCCACCAUCUCUGCAACAUCAACUGCUGCAGGAUCAACUUCCACUCUCUCUGAAGCCACCACAGACGCCGCAUCAACUUCCGCUAUCUCUGAAGCAACAACAGUUGCUGCAUCGACUUCUGUCAUCUCUGAAGCAGCAACAGUUGCCAGAUCAACUGCCGACAUCUCAGAAGCAACAACGGUUGCAGCAUCAACCUCAACAAGCUCUGGAACCACAACGGUCAUCGCAUCAACUUUCGCUAUCUCUGAAACCACCACAGUUGCCAUUUCCACCUUGACAAGCUCUAACCCUACAACAGUCGCCACAUCAACUUCUGCUGUCUCUGAAGCAACAACAGUUGCCGGAUCAACUUCCGCCAUCUCUGAAGCAACAACAGUUGCCGGAUCACUUUCCGCUAUCUCUGACGCAACAAUAGUUGCAGCAUCAACUUCCAACAUCUCUGAAGCAACAACAGUUGCUGCAACAACUGCCGCUAUCUCUGAAGCAACAACAGUUGCCGGAUCAACUGCCACCAUCUCUGAAGCAACAACAUUUGCCGGAUCAACUUCCGCCAUCUCUGAAGCAACAACAGUUGCCGGAUCAACUUCCGCUAUCUCUGAAGCCACAACAGUUGCCACAUCAACUUCCGCUAUCUCUGAAGCAACAACAGUUGCCAUGUCCACCUUGACAAGCUCUGACCCAACAGUCGCCACAUCAACUUCUGCUAUCUCUGAAGCAACAACAGUUGCUGCUUCGACUUCUGUCAUCCCCGAAGCCACAACAGUUUCUGCAUCAACUUCCGCUGUCUCUGAAGCAACAACAGUUGCCGCAUCAACCCCCGCACCGUCAACUGCUGCCGCAAUGACCUCCACCUUCUCUGCAACAUCAACUGCUGCAGCAUCAACUUCCGCAAUCUCAGAAGCAACAACAGUUGCUCUAUCAACUUCUGCUAUCUCUGAAGCAACAACAGUUGCAGCAUCAACUUCUGCUAUCUCUGAAGCAUCAACAGUUGCUGUAUCGACUUCUGUCAUCUCUGAAGCCACAACAGUUUCCGCAUCAACCCCCGCACCAUCAACAGCUGCUGCAAAGACCUCCACCAUCUCUGCAACAUCAACUGCUGCAGCAUCAAGUUCCACUAACUUUGAAGCCACAACAGUCGCCGCAUCAACUUUCGCUAUCUCUGAAGUAACAACAGUUGCCAUGUCCACCUUGACAAGUUAUGACCCUACAACAGUCACCACAUCAACUUCUGCUGUCUCUGAAGCAACAACAGUUGCCAUGUCCACCUUGACGAGCUCUUACCCCACAACAGUCCCCACAUCAACUUUCGCUAUAUCUGAAGCCACAACAGUUGCGUCAUCAACACCUGCACCAUCAACUGCUGCCGCAAUGAAUUCAACCAUCUUUGCAACAUCAACUGCUGCAGCAUCAACUUCCACUAUCUCUGAAGCCACCACAGUUUCCGAAUCAACCUCCGCUAUCGCUGAAACCAAAACAAUUGCAGCAUCAACCUCUGCUAUCUCUGGAGCCACAACAGUUGCCGCAUCAACCUUGACAAGCUCUGACCCCACAACAGUCGCCGCAUUACCUUCCGCUGUGUCUGAAGCAACAACAGUUGCCGCAUCAAGCCCCGCACCAUCAUCUGCUGCCACAAUGACCUCCACAAUCUCUGCAAUAUCAACUUCCACUAACUCUGAAGCCAAAACAGUUCCUGCAUCAACCUCCACCAUUUCUGAAACCACGAAAGUUGCAGGAUCAACCUCCACAACACCAGAAUCCACAACAGUUGCAUUACCAAGCCCAACAGCUGCCUCCACCAAUCCGGCACCAGUUGCCCCAGCAACCUCCGCCGUCCCUGCACCAGCCGCCCCAGCGACCUCUGCCGUCCCUGCACCAGCCGCCCCAGCGACCUCUGCCGUCCCUGCACCAGCCGCCCCAGCGACCUCAGCCACCCCUGCACCAGUUGCCCCAGCAACCUACACCACCCCUGCACCAGUUGCCCCAGCAACCUCCGCCACUCCUGCACCAGCUGCCCCAGCAACCUCCGCCACCCCUGCACCAGCUGCCCCAGCAACCUCCGCCACCCCUGCACCAGCUGCCCCAGCAACCUCCGCCACCCUUGCACCAGCCGCCCCAGCCACAUAUGUCAAAGUCAAGGCCCGCGGGCAGAAUCCGGCCCACGAAUGA